Trichoplax adhaerens is the source of this 1035-nucleotide messenger RNA. RefSeq lists its product as uncharacterized. The coding region runs from base 1 to 1035 and encodes 344 amino acids. NCBI's taxonomy places the organism in Eukaryota, Metazoa, Placozoa, Uniplacotomia, Trichoplacea, Trichoplacidae. The record is from RefSeq and is a predicted model, not a curated record. The transcript has 3 exons.
AUGUCGGUAGUAUGCUUUAUUUACGAGCUUUCUGUGCCUUAUUUUAUUCUAUGUAGUUUUGUCAAUGAACGGCAUCAUCACAUCAAAUUAUCGUUAAGAGAUAAAGACGAAAAAAUCGGUUAUGUUUUACUUGAUUCUUGCGAUUUGCAAUCACGUCAAAAAAGCAAAGGUCGAUGGUACAAUAUCAAAUCUACCAAGAAUAAUGCUGUGAUUAUUGGCAAAUUAUAUAUCCAUGCCUAUCAUGUGAAUCCAAUGAAUGUGUCUCAUUCCAAUGAAGAUAAAACGAAUACCAAAAAAUCAAAAUUAAACAUAUUUAAUGUUAAAUUUCGCCGUAGUUUUUCUAAUUUAUCUAAAGGCCCUUCCAGUGACUUAUCAACUAUUAAUGAUGCUAAUCAAUCAAAUUCUGCAAACAGUAUCAUCAGAAAACCGACACAGUCAACAAGUACGAAAUCUAAGAAUAGAAGAUUAAGUGAGCCAAUUGCUAUUUCGGCCCGCAAUAACUUUGCAGCUCUCUCAUCUAGUAAUAAUAAAGGUAGUGAUAUUGAAUCAAGUACUGACAGUAAUACCAGCAAUCAAUCCAGUUCAGAAACAACAAAUGAUGGUAGCAAUCAUAGUCCAGCCAAUCAUGGAUCAACAAAGAAUAAUAUAAUGAAUGUUAUGAGUGCUAGGUUAGCUUCUACUGCGAUCAAAAAUCAAAAUCAACUUACAUCAAAUGGUGUUAUAAAUCACAUCUCACUGGAAAAAAACCAGCAAGAAAGGGUUCCUCACUUAAGAGCAGCUUCCUAUAUUGGAGAUGAAAAAUAUCCGUUUACAUUACACGAUGAGUAUUGGAGCGCAACAGUUGAACACUAUAGACGAUUGGUUUCUGAUCUACAAGAGCGAAUUCAAGAAUUAACUGAUCAAAAUAAAAUUCUUGUCGGGAAAUAUCAAGAUCUUUGUCGAGAAUGUACCACACAGUUAGAUUAUAUUCAGCGCUUGGUUAACAUAUUGAUGAAAGUUGAUCCAGAUGAAUUGGAGAAAAUGAUGCCAUGCUAG